Rubroshorea leprosula is the source of this 863-nucleotide messenger RNA. The record is from the annotation of a GenBank genome assembly. NCBI's taxonomy places the organism in Eukaryota, Viridiplantae, Streptophyta, Magnoliopsida, Malvales, Dipterocarpaceae.
AUUCAUAUUGCAGACUGCAAGCUAGGUUAACGCACUAACGCAAGAGUUCAUGGAGAUCGUUAGAGAGCGCAAUAGCUUGCAGAAGCAGAAUGAAAAGCUGCAGAAGGAGAGGGAUGAGAUGCAGAAGAAGCUGGAUGAGGUAGUACCAACAAUGAUGGGUCUUCAGGACGAGAGGAAUUCGCUGAAGACAAUUCUUUCAUUUGAAGAAAAGAACAGGAAAUUGUGCGAAGAACAGAUUGAAGCACAAGAUCAAGAAAUAAAGGAAAUGAAAGAGUCUGAGGCUAAGCUCAAAAAGAAUGUGAAGCUGCUGGUACACAUUGGGAUGGAGGACCAUAUUGCUAAGUUCAUCAACUCUAGCACUUUUAAGAACAUUUUCAAUCUUUAUCAGCUACCUACCACGAUCCUUGCCUUCACCGAUUGUAAAAAGAAGGUGAAAUCUCAAUAUCCCAAAGUGGAUGUAAUAAAGAUCACCUUUGGCGAACAAGAAGAAGAAGUGGAGGAAGACGGUGAGAGUAUGUCAGCUGAUUUCCAACCUCAGAUUAAGUUGAGGUGGGAUCAUGAUGAAGAAAGUCACAUUGUUUUUCCUCCUAAUUUUGACUUCAAGUUCGUUGUGGUUGAGGAAGGGGAAGCAAAGGUAAAAGGCAUUGAAGUUGAGGACAGCCAGCCAACUCCUUUAGUAGAGGUCCAUCCAGUUCCCUUAGAAGAAGAGUAGCCACCUCUUCAUGUAGAGCAACAGCCACCUCCCCCAAUAGAGUAGCUAGGGUUUUAUUUUUUGAUUUACGGUUUGUGUUAAAAUUGGAACAAUUUGUUGAUUUUAUAUUGAACAUUUUUGUAAUGUUUUUUAAUCAAUUCUUGGAUUUACU